Messenger RNA from Fusarium musae, 3879 nucleotides. RefSeq lists its product as uncharacterized. The transcript is spliced from 2 exons. Bases 1 to 3879 code for a protein of 1292 amino acids. The record is from RefSeq and is a predicted model, not a curated record. Gene Ontology annotation, molecular function: protein binding. NCBI's taxonomy places the organism in Eukaryota, Fungi, Ascomycota, Sordariomycetes, Hypocreales, Nectriaceae.
AUGGUUAUCCCAGAGAAUCAAGGGGCCGGCGCCUCUGGUUCAGCCGUCACCCCGGGAGCACCAAUAGCCAGUGGUAGAAGCGAGGCCGACGUGCACAUGGCAGAUGAUCUGGAUUAUGAACCCUCAGAGGCCUCUAGCCAUGACCCUGCAGCGGCUCUGCUCGAUGCCAUCUCCCAGCCAUCGAAAAAAAGGCGCCAGUCAAUGGAUUGCAAGGCUGUUCAGCAAACUAAGAAAGCUAAGCUUGAUAAAGCCCAUCUUCCAGGCCCGGCGGCUCAGAGUCCUGUGAAGGAUCGAGCCAAGCAGCUUCCGGAACAGAUAUGGCAACAUAUCUUCACUCUUGUACCACCCAGUGACCUGGGUCGUUUGUUGGCUGUCAACAAACUAUUCCAUGCCUUUCUUAGCCCCCUUUCCACUCAUCCCCAAGAACUAGAACUUCUCUUGUCUUCUUCAUUUCCAUCUGUUCUGCUCCCAGCUCUUCCUCCAGUGCUUGUGGAUGCCGAUAUGCAUGUUAUACAUCCCCGUGUCAUACAAGCAGGGACUGUGCCGCCACACAUCCAGGUUACGAAACUCUUCUGGUCGGAGCAUGUUGAACAAAUCAAGCUGGAAUUCGAAAAUGUCAAGGCACUUGGAUCUGCUGCUGCCGAAGAGUGGAUAAAAGGUCUAGAGAUCCGAGGAAAGCAGGCUCUAGCUGAUGCCUCUCGUUGGGAAAAAUGGGCCAAUACAGGUGGGAUGGCUCAGUUUCAAGCACCAAAGACUGCUGCCAAAGCAGAAGCUCCAUUCUCAUUUACGCCUCUGGCUCUUUCAGCACCCAUUGGUAAGGCUUCAUCAGAUCCCGCUCAAUCAAUAAUGCCAUCGGAGGCUAAUCUCCGUCCCUUACACACUUCGGUUCAGCAAAAACGGACGAAGGAGGAGGCAGCUCACCUUAAGGCUCAAAGGCGGGCCGACAUUGAGAAUCGAGCCAUGCUACUUGAUCCUCCGUUGACUGCAAAUGUUCUAGCUCAUAUUCCAUCCUUCCAGGCAGCACUCCAAAUCAUCACGCCGCUUGAUGAUCACGCAUGGGAACUCUUGAAGCCCCGUCUUCUCGCUCAGAGGGUAGAAGCGGAGCUGCGAGAGAAGCAAAGUUAUAGCAACCUCCGAAAACUUGAAGACAAGCUUCCAACAAUGGAGGCUGAUGAAAAGCCCGCUAGUGAACCAAGAGAAGUUACAGACCAGGAAUGGGAUGAUAUUCAGGGGCCUGUUCGAGCGCGCAUAUCGGAAUAUGCAGACGAAAUCAUCGAAGGAUGGAACAACGGCGCCAAGGUUAAGAGAAAGAACUGUCCGCAAUAUGCCGCUGAUGUGCUGCUGUACGUUCGUAAGAGGUUCUAUGCCGAAGUCACAAAGGACACUGCUGCCACAAUCGCGGCAGGGAAGAAGCCGAUAGUCGAGCCCCCCGGGGGGCCCUGGACUCAACGGUUGACAUUAGAGAACAUGAAGUGGGUCUUUGAUGUCAAAAUCAAACCACGCACUGAGCCUAUGCGCAAGGAGUUGUUUCUUUGUAACAGCUGCCUCGGUGUGAAUGGAGUCUUGAAAUUCUUUGGGUUCGAGGGUGUACUUCAACACUAUGCAGCCAAGCACACAGUUGCUCUCAGUCUGGGAAACAUUGUCGUGCACUGGAGAGCGGAGUGGCCAGAAGUGCCUCCUUUUAGUCCUGACCCUCUCACCAAAGAGAAAGCCUAUCAUGACAACGAGCCACGGAGCGCACUCGCGUCAAAUGCCCCAAUUCAACAAAGCUAUUCUGCCUUUCAACCGGAUACACCAGCAGGAUAUCCUCUGCCUGUUUACGGCGCAGAAGCACCGCAAUUCUCGUUCUACAGUUCCAGACCUCCAAUCUUUCCUAUACCUGCAUAUGGGCAAGGUUCAGCCCAUACCCACGGCCCAUCUUACUCAACGACAACAUAUUACGACCCUGCAACAUAUUCUUCGUACCCAGGACCAUUUUCUUCGGGGAUGGCACAUAUCUCUCAAAGACAAUUGAACAGCUACACAAGACCUCAAGUUCCUAACCCUUCCGACGGUGCAUCAUAUCCCAACUACUACGAUAGCAAUAGCAUCGCCUCAGCCAACAGCAUUCGUCAACACCAACACGAAAAAUUCGUCAGGGGCACACAAUCUGUCUGGUCAAAGGUUGGGCAUCAUAAGAAGAUCCCACCUGCCGUCAGGGCUUACGUCGCCAUUUACCAUGCCAACAAAGUGUUCGAGGAGUCUGAGAGUGAGAGCCUACCGUUGUCGCUGUUCAUUGAAGCUACAUCGAAAAACAAGAAAUUACGCAGUCUGAGGGCUCUCAAUGGAGUUUCUUGCAAGGUGUGCAACGACGGCAACAUCUUCCACGUACCUCAACUCGCCAGACAUUUCGAAAUAGAGCAUGUCGAAAAGCCCCGGAGUCAAGGACGAGCACAUAUGGAUUGGCGAACAGAAAUGAUAAAAAUGCCUGAAAGCGAGCGAAUGGCUGGACUGGAAAUCAAGACUCGGGGAGACUCUGUCUUGUACACUCUUGUCAAGGAGGCUCUUCCCUGGGCAUUCGAACAAGCCUUCAUAGACAAAUAUGCUUUGAAGCCUGUGCAAACAACGCCCAAUAACAUUCCACCUCCGCAAGUGUCAGUGCAGACGCCAGCUCAGAUCUUCACGGCUGUGCCAAACAAUCGGUCAAGGGAAGAACGCCAGCAAAGUGAUGUCGGGCAUGUGAUAGAACAAGCACAGCAGUCAGGUUAUGCGGAUCUGGGAAGUCAGUCUCUGGCAUCAAGUCGACUGGAUCUGCGUUUUCCCUCACAUAUCGAGUCUGAGCCAGACAUACCACAUCUUCGUCCUGCAAGCGAGGUUUAUGGUCGAAAGAUGGUCGCGGCUAGACAGAAACAGGGGAAGCCUGGAUCCCAAGCCGCCGAUAGUGCUUCAACGUUUGGCGACUACUCACCACCGUACUUCGAAAAGCCUCAAGAUUCACGUAGCCAAAGCAACAAGGUUGACGUCGGAGUCGAGACUGGGCAGGAAGUCACCACCUAUCAUGUUUCAUAUCCCACAGGGCCGCAGAACAAGGCUCAUUGGCGCGAAGAAAAAUCAUCCGAUUACCGUGACGUCCGAGAACAGCGUUACUCAGGCCCAGAACCAGCUAGUCCUCGUAACAGAAGUGCCUCGGUUGGCGACCGGCCUCAGGACCGUCCUCCGUUAGUGGCCCUCUCGACCGCUGCAGCACCUAGCUACGCGGAGGUCGAAAGAGGGGGGCGUGAAGAACCUCAUGUGGCCCAUAACCCCCAUAUGGUUGAAGAGGAGGAGGUCAUAUACGUUGAUGAAUCCGGACGGGAGAUCGGAAGAGGUCUCAGAGCCCGAAAUACCCUUCCGCAGGAAUCCAGAUAUGGCCCGGUCAACACUGAAAGGUUUGGCGAACAUACCCGACCCUCACCCUCAUGGUCUAACGACCAUAGCCAAUUCUAUCAUAGAGAACCUAUCCCGCGGUCUCAAUAUGCACCACAAGAGCACCACUUCGAUUCUCCAUCUGGUUCUGAUCAUUUCUAUCUUAAUUGUCACAGUACUCGUCCUCCACUAGAGCUUUCAGACGCAUACAAAGUCGUUGAGACUCAUCAUCCGGACGGCAACUACUUCAUCAGGCGCCCUGUACGGCAGGCUGGUAGAUCAUACCAUGCCUAUGAGACUAGACAGCCACGACCAGAGCAGAGCAUGUUCCCUCAACGAGAGAUAGCUCAAGGCUUUUCGGGUUACAACUUGAGUUAUGAGGCAGAUCCUUAUAUUCGGAGUCGAUGUACUUUUAUGACUAAUUAUAACAACAACCCACGAUAUCCGUCUGGUGUAGCAAGGGGGACACCAGCGGACCAUGGGAGCCAGCGAUGA